AUGUUCGCUCACGAAAUUAUUCUCGAGAAGUCUGGGCCUCUAGCCCGGGUCUGGCUGGCCGCGCACUGGGACAAGAAAUUGAAGAAAAAAGACAUCUUCGAAACGAAAUUAAUUGAAUCAGUCGACAAUAUUAUCAAUCCUAAGAUGAAACUUGCUCUGAGAACAUCAGGCCAUUUGCUCCUCGGAGUCGUGAAGAUUUACAACAGAAAAACUGGCUUUUUGUACACUGACUGUAACGAAGCCAUAAUCAAACUGCGCUCUGCCUUUCGACCGGAGCAGAAAGAAAUGACGAUCAAAGAAAACAAGACGAAAAAAGACGAUAAAAAGCUGUUUCUUUCCAACAUCGAUUUGGGAGACAUAGAUGACAAACUGCCGGAUAUCAACGACCUCGAUCUCGAUAAGAAUCGCGCCAGAUUGGAGGAAAUCACGCUGAGGGAGGAAAAUGACUUUUUAAACGCUGACGAUUUGGAAUUAAACGAUUCUUAUCCGUAUCAAGGCGAUUUGGCAAUCGAUUUCAACAAUGAAGAAAUGAUGCGAGAUUUGACCGAGGUCUUCGGAGAGCAUCAACUCGACCUUGGAGGGCAUGACACCAAUUUCCUCGGCGAUGAUCAAUCUGAAAUGGGAGACGAUCACACUCUCGGUGGAGGAUCGCCGCCCGAAAUCGACCAGGACUUGGGAGACGCGCCCGGACAUGCUAUGGAGAAUUAUGACAAUCCGAUGAGCGUGCACAUGAUGGAGGAUACUAUCGAUGAUGGUCCGAUGUCUCCACCACCGCGCCCGCCAAGACCGGAGACGGCUGACUCGAUCAUGGACUCGCAGCCGCCGACACCGAUCACGGUGAAUUUUGGAAGCAUUCAGGAGCCAAUGACGCCUGGUGGCAUGUCUCAGACAAGUUCCCUAGCCAUGGAGCGUCCCGAGCAACCUCCAACUCCAAUGUACCACGAUUCGAUGCCCCCAUCCCCGAUGCAUCCGCAAACCCCAAUGUCCAACCCUGUCAUGCAAUCAACAAUGCUCCAGCGAACCCCUCCCUCCCCAGCCCAACCCAUUCACGUCCCACAAUCUCCUCAGCAGCAGCAAGCCCAGCGAAUGCAGCUCCGAGAUCGAAGACAACCCGAAAGACCUCAAAGCACGAGGUCAUUUGUUUUGGAGCCAACCGAACAUAUCACGCCAAAAGGUGGAAGGAGGAAGAUCAGAAGACAGCUAACCAUUGAUCAGGCUAUCGGAAUCGACGCUGAAACCAUGCGUUCGCAGCUGCGCGACCAUGAUGACAUCGUCGGUCGUUCCGUCAUGGCACCACCCGUUGAGAAAAUUCUCAGAAGCAAAGAAGACACCAGUGUUGAUAAGCUCUUUAUGUUGCCGAUUUCUUCAAUUCACACGGGCCUACACCAAUCUUGUUUUAUUUCCAACUGUCGUCCAGAUCUUCCAGCAUGUGCAAAUCUUCGAAUCGAGCAAGCAAAUGUCGACUCUUACAAUACUCAUCUUUAUAUGGAUCAGCAACAACAGCUGGAUAGAAGUCACGACUCUGACGAUGACGGAUAUGAUUAUGACGACAACUACGGAGGACCACCAUCAGUAGCGUCCUACCACGAGGAAGGAAGAAGGGACAUCAAUCAGCAUAUCAACUCCCAACAGAACAUUUCGCAUCAAGAUAGCCAAUGGGACAGAGCUGUGAAUCAAAUGCCCAACAAUAUGUCGAACCCUAACGAUAUGAGUAUACAAGCCGCCGAUUUCACCCUUGGAAGCAGCAUGAAUGAUAACUCAAUGAUUCCUCAACAAAAGGAGCUUCCUCCUCCGUCGCCGGCUCACUCGAUCCACGAUAAUCUUUCAAUGCCACCAACACCUGGCGCACCAGUCCAAAACUGGGGCGCUUCUGGAGCUCUUUCGGCAGCUCCAUCGCCAAUGCCCAUGCCGGAGUCUCCAGCUGCAGCGCCGUCUCCAGCUCCUUCCAUGGGUCUGCCAGAACCAGAACUGCCAAUGGACCCAAUUCCUCCGACGAUUCAGCAGCCCGAACCAAGUUCAAGUGAGAGUUCAAACUACGAACCAGAGCCGAAAAGGAUGAGAACGGCCUCGGCGGAAGCGGAUUUCCAAGAAGUCGAAGCUGGAAAAGGCACCGCCGCUUGCAUCAAGCUCACACAGCGACUUCUGAUGGAAAACAACGUCGUUUCACUUAACCAAAUGGCUUACGGAAACAACCGAAAACUUGCCGCUCAGAAGUUCUACUCCUCCUUAGUAAUGCUCAAGCACGAGACCAUCGAAGCCCACCAAAACGAGCCUUUUGGGGACAUCAUCAUCCGCAAGGGCAGCAACUUUGGCGCGGAAAUUCUCGAUCACUGCUAG
Messenger RNA from Oikopleura dioica, 2337 nucleotides. NCBI's taxonomy places the organism in Eukaryota, Metazoa, Chordata, Appendicularia, Copelata, Oikopleuridae. The record is from the annotation of a GenBank genome assembly.